GACGUUGCUUUGACAUCUGCUUUCCACGAUGGUAUCUUUCUCAAGCCUUCUAACAAACCUAAAUCAUGGCUCAGCACCCUUCAUCUCUACCUUUCUGCUCAUCCAUCUCACCGCACCAGCCUUGGCCAACGUUGGUGGUUCAGAAAUGGCCAGUCAGGUGAUGAUCCUCGGAAGAGAAUACUACCAAACCUCUUUUGGUGAAAAAUAUCUCUUACUAGGUCCUAUCAUUGUCCAUUCUCUCUCCGGAAUCACCAGACGACUCCUCGCUCCCGGGAAACCCAUCUCCCUCGUGCAUCUUGCCGCAUACCCACUUCUCCUUCUCGCCCCGAUACACUUCUUAACCCACCGUGCCAUACCUGCUCUCCCAUCUGAACCCAUUUCUUCGCUUAGCCCAAGCGAGCUAGACUACCAGUUCGUCGUUCAUCACCUACACAAGUACCCAGUUGUAUCCUGGACGCUCUACGGCGCGUUAAUUCUGACAACGAUCGUACAUGCUGUUGAAGGUGCCGUAGUGGUAUGGAAUACUUGGACUCCUAAGAUGAGAGUGAACCAGCAAGGGAAAACACGAAGUGUCAGACUCGCAGCCGCGUUGAUGGCUUUUGGUGGGCCAGUGUUAUCAGGUGUUUAUGUUCUCUCGAGGGAACUGCCGUUCUUAUUGAAAGGCAUGGCUGAACGGUUUGACGCGGUCUUGAGAAGUGUGCCUAUUUACCGUCUGGAGUAGUUCCGAGGUACGUUAUGCAAAUUGUAUGAACUUUUGGCUACUCGUCUAAUGAAAUGUCUUUUGAGAUGCUCU
Molecule: messenger RNA, 793 nt
Organism: Marasmius oreades (fairy-ring Marasmius)
Lineage: Eukaryota; Fungi; Basidiomycota; Agaricomycetes; Agaricales; Marasmiaceae
Exons: 2
Coding region: 29-721 (230 amino acids)
Biological process (GO): lipid homeostasis
Cellular component (GO): membrane
Source: RefSeq, a predicted model, not a curated record